Molecule: messenger RNA, 847 nt
Organism: Lathyrus oleraceus (garden pea)
Lineage: Eukaryota; Viridiplantae; Streptophyta; Magnoliopsida; Fabales; Fabaceae
Product: ethylene-responsive transcription factor ERF098-like
Exons: 1
Coding region: 193-627 (144 amino acids)
Biological process (GO): ethylene-activated signaling pathway; regulation of DNA-templated transcription
Molecular function (GO): DNA binding; DNA-binding transcription factor activity
Source: RefSeq, a predicted model, not a curated record
ACUCAUCUCAAAAACAAUCUCCAUCAAGAGAUCUCAGCAAAUUGCUAAAUGAAUUCUCCAUCCAUUGUAUCUAAAUAUCAAGAAUUUGACACAUGGAAAUUUGAUAUAGCAAGCAUAUAUAAAUUCCAAAAUGUAGCUAGCUAUAAGGUAGCUAAUAAUUUUGCACUAUAGUAAUAAGCUACAAAAUACUUAAUGGAAGGAGAAAAAUCAAAGAAAGAAGAGAAUGCGAAACAAGAGUCGCCAAAAGAAAUUCGAUACCGAGGAGUGAGACGUCGUCCGUGGGGAAAGUACGCGGCCGAGAUUCGUGACCCGGCUCGUCGUGGUACGCGCGUGUGGCUAGGCACAUUUCUCACCGCGGAGGAAGCCGCAAGAGCUUAUGACCGCGCCGCGUUUGAAAUGAGAGGCGGUUUAGCCAUUCUCAAUUUUCCACAUGAGUACCCUUCUAUGAACUCUUCAACAUCAUUACUAGGACCUAAUUUACCUUCAUCUUCUUGCUCUGAAUCAAGUUAUCAAUAUGAGCAUGGAAAAGAAGUUAUUGAGUUUGAAUGUUUGGAUGAUAAAUUGUUGGAAGAUCUUCUUGAUUGUGAUCAGAGUGAAAUUACUACUCACAAAAACUUGCCUAAGUAGAUUAACUAGAAGUGAGAACUCAAUAUUUGGUAUGAGGACAAUUGUUUUUUUUGGAGUACUUACAAAAUCUAGUGAAAAAUUAAAUGUCCUUUAGAAUGGGAAUUGGAUAAGGUUAUCACAUUCACAGUGACAUUUUGUACUAGUCAAUUGGUUUACAUGUAUCCGUACCUUACACAACGUACUCCUGUUAUGUUCUUUUUUAUGUGUCGUUUGAGUUGAA